UGCUGAGGAGGAGCUGUUGGCUGUUCGCUAUUGCUGCGGAGGGGGAGGGGCCGUGGCUGCUUGCAGCCGCUGCUCUGUGGAGCUCCGCUCUUGGUCCCGCCUGCCGCCUAGGAAACACCGUGGCGCCGAGCAGGGCCUAGUGCCGGGGGCCCGGGCAACGGGCCGGACAGGUUUCCCCAUGUCCGUGACGUGUUGGCCGAGGCUCUGCGGCUGCUCCCCGCCCUUGGAGCUGCUAGUCGCUACCCUUUGGACUCCGUGAUCCCUGACGAACGUCAUGAGCAUUGCAAUCCCUCUGGGAGUCACCACACCAGAUACAUCUUAUUCAGAUAUGGCUGCUGGAUCUGACCCAGAGUCUGUGGAAGCUAGCCCAGCUGUUGGUGAAAAGAAUGUGUACUCGAGUCACAGCUACGGGGCCUCCCAGAGGCACAGCUACCGAGGGCUGCCUUAUGCAGAUCAUAAUUAUGGAGCCCCUCCUCCUCCGACCCCUCCUGCUUCUCCCCCUGUCCAGACCAUCAUCCCUCGUGCAGAACUGAAUGGCCUACACUCGCAUGAUGAUGAGAAUUCUGGGGAUACAGAGAGCUCUUCAGAGGCAGAAUCCAUCCCCAGUUGGUGUCACUGCAGUCUCUCCCAGGAUGGCUUCCUCAUCAAAUGUGAAAAGUGCAGGGGAAUUGGAAGGGGGAAAGUGAUCAGACUUCGUCGCCGGAAGCAAGAUAACGUGUCAGGUGGAGACAGCAGUGCAACCGAGAGCUGGGACGAGGAGCUGUCUCCAUCCACAGUGUUGUACACAGCUACGCAGCACACCCCCACAAGCAUCACUCUGACAGUCAAUCGGGUCUGCAGAACUAAACCCAAGAAGAGAAAAAGGAAUACGGACAGAGCACGUACUGCACCAAAGGCCAAAAAAAUCAAGGCUUUUAGAGAAGGUUCACGGAAGUCUUUACGGAUGAAGAACUCUCCUUCAGAAGCCCAUGCCCUAGAUGAGAAUACAGCAGAAGGCUGGGAGAACCGCAUAAGGCUCUGGACAGAUCAGUACGAAGAAGCCUUUACUAACCAAUACAGUGCUGAUGUGCAGAACCUCCUAGAACGCCAUCUGAAUGCUAACAAAGAAUUUGUGGGCAAGGCUGCUGUAUUGGAUACUAUCAAUAAGACAGAACUUUCCUGUAACAACACAGUCAUUGGAUCCCAGAUGCAGCUGCAGCUGGGGAGAGUGACACGAGUUCAGAAGCACCGGAAGAUUCUGAGAGCAGCCAGAGAUCUGGCUUCAGACACGCUUAUAAUUGAGUAUCGUGGGAAAGUGAUGCUGCGACAGCAAUUCGAGGUCAAUGGGCAUUUCUUCAAAAAGCCAUAUCCCUUUGUGCUAUUUUACUCCAAGUUCAAUAGCGUUGAGAUGUGUGUAGAUGCUCGCACUUUUGGUAAUGAUGCCAGAUUCAUCAGGCGCUCCUGUACACCAAAUGCAGAGGUUCGUCACGUGAUUGCUGAUGGGAUGAUUCACCUAUGUAUAUAUGCUGUUACAUCUAUUGCCAAGGAUGCAGAGGUCACAAUUGCCUUUGACUAUGAGUACAACAUCUGCAACUAUAAAGUGGAUUGUGCCUGUCACAAGGGAAACCGGAAUUGCCCUGUACAAAAACGAAGCUCAAACACUAUAGACCAGCUACCUCCACCUAUUCUAGACACUCUGAUUGGAGCAGAGACUAGGCGUCGGAAAGCCCGUCGGAAGGAGCUGGAACAGCGUGGUGCUGCAUCAGAUGAGAAUAGUAAUCCACAAGCAGAGGAAGUCCCUGAGGGCCUUGCUGCAGCCAGUGACAAUGAGGUUGCAGACAAAGAAGAGAAGCAAGAAGAAGAGAAAGAGGCAACUCUGGAUGAGCAGGGAGGCCUCAUACAGAGCAGACGGUCUCGAGAAGAUAGAAAAGUAGAAGCCAUCAUGCAUGUAUUUGAAAACCUGGAAAAACGCAAACGGAGAAAAGAUCUGCCUUCAGACCGGAGCAGCACGGAUGUAGAAGUGGUGGUGACUGCUGAGACGCCAGAACCGGAGGAAGUAAAAUCUGAGCCAAAUGAAACUGAAGAGAGCAGUGUGGCUUUAAACACGUCUGUCCCAAGUACUCCUCCCUGUGCCAGCACUGGAGUGAAUACACGGAGGUCUUCACAGGCUGGGGAGACCGCUGCAGAGAAACCAGUCUCUAAACCAGCACCAUCAAAACCAACUAGGCCGCGUCCCAAAAGCCGGUUUUCCCGGUACCGGAGCAGUUCAGCACAGCGACUGAGAAGGCAAAAGCAAGCCAUUGCCCAGCAAUCUGAGUUAACUCAGGCUGCUCCUGAGGAAAAGAAUAGUGUGAGCACAGUAACAGCGGCAGAAGUCAGCAGCAUAGAGGGCCCGGGAGAAGGGAAACAGUUGACUGGUUCUGACCCAGCUGUGGCUCCAGUUGCGGGAUCCCAGACCAACCGGGCCACAGUCAAGUAUCCCAAAACAAAGAAGUAUCUAGUUACAGAGUGGCUGAACGAUAAAGCAGAGAAGCAGGAAUGCCCCAUUGAGUGUCCUUUACGCAUCACCACUGACCCAACUGUACUGGCUACCACCCUCAAUAUGUUGCCGGGCCUUGUCCAUUCCCCGCUCAUUUGUACAAUGCCUAAACACUACAUCCGCUUUGGCUCUCCCUUCAUACCAGAAAGGCGGCGACGACCAGUUCAGCUAGAUGGGAACUACAGCUCCUGUAAAAAGCGUUGGAUGAAGCAAGCUCUGGAAGAAGGAAUGACUCAGACCUCAGCCACUUCCCAGGAGAACAGAGCCCAGUGUCUAUACCAAAGCAACGAGAGCAGCAGCACUUCUGGCAUCUGCAAAGAGAACGCAGACUUAUUGAGCCCAUUGAAGAAGUGGAAGUCUCGCUACCUGAUGGAGCAGAGUGUGACCAAGUUACUGAGGCCACUGUCUCCAGUCACUCCCCCACCUCCUGUCCCCUCCUCAAUUCUGGACUCGCUGAGCCCACAGCUCACCACGUCCUCCUCAUCUAUGCCAGGCGAAGAGGAAUGUCGCAGUGGCUGUGGCGUGAUCUUCUCACCAAUUCCUUCCUUAUCUGCUAGUCGUUGCAAUACUCCACUACAGUUUGAGAACGUAUCCUCCCCUGAGAGUUCCCCUGCGCAUAGGCCCGAGUCCCUGUCGCCCGAGCUCUGUCUCAGGUCGGAUCUUGACCUGCCCAAGCCAGGAUACCUGGAGGUCAGCACCAACAGCUGCUUGGAAAGAUCGUCGCUGCUUGCUUUGGGGCAUUCAGAUCCAGCCUCCCAGCCUUCAGAGACCAGCUUCCCUGGAAAGAGCGGGGAAGCCCAGACGCUGCUACGAAGCUCUGACCAGGCUUUUCGGACAGAAUUUAACUUAAUGUAUGCCUUCUCCCCUUUGAAUGCUAUGCCUCGGGCGGAUGGAUUGUUAAGAGAAUCUCCCCAGAUGGCUGAUGGAAAGCCUCUCAAUCCAGAGAGGGGUUGCUGCAGUUCUCCUGCGGAGGGCUACUUUGGCAGACACGAGCAGGCACUUCUCAAAGAGGCAGCACAUGGAUCCAUGGCUCUCUGUGGUGAGAGAGCUUGUGAAGGAGUUAAAUCCUCCCCCCAGAACCCACCACAGAGGAAAAAGGUUUCUCUGCUGGAGUACCGCAAACGAAAGCAGGAAGCUAAGGAAGGAGGGGAUUCUGGUCGAUGCACAGGGACACCAACUCGACCGGGUAGCAGCUGCUCUGGAGCUGAUGUGGAUGCUGCUGUUGUGCAAGGCUCAGGAAGCCGAGCCCUGUCCUCCCCACAACAUGGCUUCUCCCCCUCUCAUUCCUCCCUGUCUCAUCUAGAGGAUGUCAGCCCACCAGAACCAAGGGGGACCACACACUGCAAAUCCCAGGAGAGCAUCAGCAGUCGAUGGAUGGUGCCCACUUCAGUGGAGCGGCUUCGUGAAGGCCGUGGCAUUCUGGAAAAGGUUUUACGUAGCAGCGCUAAGAUAUGUCAGAGAGGAGAGCCCUCGCCCACUCGUGAAAGCUUAGGGGAGAGAGAAACAGAUGCAGUGGAAGGAGACACAACCGACUCCCUCAGCUCUGCCCUCAAGGGACCAGCUGUUUACAGUCCUUCUCGGUAUAGCUACCAGCUCUUGCAAUCUGAUAGUCCACGAGCAGAGUCUCAGGCUGUCCUUCAGAGUUCCUCCCCCUACCGAGGACAUCCCAUUGCAUCACCCGGGUACAGUUACCGGUCUCAGUCGCAGAGGACAGGACACCUUCCCCCUCACAGUUCCUCGGAAUCCUCCGUUUCCUCCACCCCUUCAGCCUCCACGGACUCCUCAGCUCUGUUUACAGGGAAUUCUGGGUAUUAUAGCAACCAGCAGCACUCUAGCAGUGGUGUCCUAAAGAAGAGUUGUCCAGCAGUAGCUGCUCCCAAUCCUGCCCAGACAGCUGCAGACUGUUUGCCCCCUUCCGAAACAGGGUCUCACCCCUGUGUGGGAACUGCCAGCUGCACUUCGUCAUCUAGGCCCCUGCAGUCGGACUUGCGGACUAUCAACCCUCCCAGCUCUGGGCAAACUGCUCUCUAUCAGAGCUCCAGAGCAGCAGCACUUUCCAACUCACAGCACUACUCACACCGAGGGGGAGGCGGCAGUAUCCAUCAAUACAGACUGCAGCAACUUCCAGGGUCAGGUGUGAAGACUCAGACGGGACUUUCUUAGGGCAGGACAGAAAUGAGCCCACCAUUCCUUCCAGCAGCAGCUUGUGGGGGAGCAGUGCUGGAAUGGCAAAGGGCCAGGUGCUGGGGGCUCUGGGGGGGGGAGGGAGUGCAAGCAAGAGAAAGGACUGCGAGCCAGCCCUGGAAGGAGAUGAUGGUAGCGGUGGUGGCAGCAGAGCCUGUAGCAAAGGAGCAUCUCCCUGAUGUCUGGGUACGUUGUAGAAAGCAAAUGGUGCUGAGUGGCAUGGCCUCUUCCUCCUGCCUGUGUCCAUAGCUGUAGUCAUCUGGGCAGCAGGUAGGAAAGCUUGAAUAUGAAACCAGUGCAAAUCAGAAGAAAAUAGGGGAAGGGGAAAUGGGGGGAGGGGGGCAUUCAUCUAAAUCCCAAAGUGCUCUCUGCAGGGUUGGGUUCCCAGAAUAUUCUGGGGCGGGGAGGGGGGAGGGUUGUAGUUCAUUCUGAUCAUUCCAGUUGCAAGCAAGAGUAUUCAUAGGGUCUGAGCAAAGAGCUGUGGGGUGGGCCCAGUAGCACUCUUGUGUGUCUCUGUGGAGAAAAAUGUUUUAGGGCAAGGCUGCGCACACAGAUGUGGCAACAAAAUCACUAUGAGAAUGGCAAGAGUGUGCUCCAUGGAGCUGCAAAGGCCUGGGGCAGUCAUUAUCCAUUAUAUGGCCCGUGUGGGUGUAGUGUUGAAGCAGGCAGUGCUGGGGUGGUGGGAGCACGGUGGCUUGCUUGUUCACAUUAGUGUGUAAAAGGUGAUAUGAAAAGGGCCCCGUCUGGUGGCACUGCUGCUGUUACCGAAAGCAUCCUCAAGUGUAUAAGACAGCCCUGCUAUCCCCCCCCCCUGAGGUCCAGAAUGGUGCCAGGCCCCCUGGAUGCUCUAUCAGUCUAAUUCCAUACAGUUGCCAGCUUUUCUCACUUGUUUACUGUACUAUCAAGCGUGUGUUUUUAUUUAUCUAAUUUUAUAUUCAGUUAUAACCAUAGUAGGUUAGCGGAUAUCAGGCAGGUCUAACCCCGGUGCUGCCAUGGAACUUCUCCUUUUCUCUUGGACAAGAUAAUGCUGUGAGCGUGUCUUCCCUCAUUUCUCAAAUGCACAGUCUCUUUGGUUUCUUUUUUUGUUUUUGUUUUUUAAUUAGGACUGUUACAGGUUUCUCUAACUCACAAUUGAAAUCAGGUGUUCAUUCAACUUAGGGGAGACUUUUAAAAUUAUCAAAGCAGAGAAGAAGAAAAAAUACCCUUUCCUCAAAGUGUCUGGCUGUGAGCGUGUUGGGGAUGGAACUUGUCACCCGGAAAGUGGGUGUCCUAUAUACUGUAUAAAAGGGUGUCAACUUCACUGGGCUUUGUAGCCUCCCUUUCAGUUAUGCUGAAGUGUGUCUUACGAAGUGAACAUUGCAAGAGAUUUUGGAGAGCCAGUAGGCAAAGAUGAAGCACUCCUACCUGUGCAAGGUGCUGGGAAGGAGCCACCAGGAAAGGGGGGCAGGGGGGCUGCAGCGCUGCCCUCGAGUGGAGUUGUACACUGUGCUGUAACAUUUGAACUUUCACAAGAGAUGUAAUAAUUUUGAUAAUAAAAAUACUUAACUUGAAAAUCA
Eublepharis macularius is the source of this 6258-nucleotide messenger RNA. RefSeq names its product SET domain containing 5 (gene SETD5). Gene Ontology annotation, molecular function: protein binding. Bases 275 to 4681 code for a protein of 1468 amino acids. The transcript is spliced from 24 exons. The record is from RefSeq and is a predicted model, not a curated record. Lineage: Eukaryota; Metazoa; Chordata; Lepidosauria; Squamata; Eublepharidae.